This is a messenger RNA of Saccoglossus kowalevskii, 11915 nucleotides long. RefSeq names its product sacsin-like. The record is from RefSeq and is a predicted model, not a curated record. NCBI's taxonomy places the organism in Eukaryota, Metazoa, Hemichordata, Enteropneusta, Harrimaniidae.
GAUAAUCCUGUCUUGCACAGCACUGAGAUUAAUAGUUUGAUACUAUGCAGAUUUAAAAGACGUUGAAUUAAGCCAUGGAUAGCAGUGACUCAGAUGAAGACUUUGGACAGGAAGUGCCUCCUCUCUAUCUUUAUCUAAAACGUAUUCUUGAUAAAUAUCCUGAAGGCGGACAGAUAUUAAAGGAGAUAAUUCAAAAUGCUGAUGAUGCUGGUGCAACCGAAGUGAAGUUCCUUUAUGACAAUACAGAGUAUCCAACAGAUGGUCUGUGGUCUGAUAAAUUAAAAGAAUUCCAUGGUCCAGCACUGUAUGCUUACAACAAUGCUGUAUUUGAAGACAAAGAUUGGUGGAAUAUACAAAGGCCAGAACAGAGUGGUAAAGCAGAUGAUCCACUGAAAGUUGGUCGGUUUGGUCUUGGCUUCAAUUCAGUGUACCAUAUCACAGACCUGCCAAGCAUCCUCAGUGGCAAAUACCUUGGAGUAUUUGACCCCCUGGAAAAAGUAUUUGCUUAUGACCAAUUCAAGAAUAAGCAUUAUCACCAGAAACCCGGUAAGAAGUGGAAAUUGAAAGGAGAGUUAUUGUCAAACGACCAUACCCCAUACAGCAACCAGUUUGAACCAUAUUUGGGAAUCUUUGGUUGUGAUGAAUCCUCUUUUCAAAGAGGAAAGUUUAAUGGCACGAUAUUUCGGUUUCCACUACGUAAAACUGAAUCACAACUGAGUGGGAACAUUAUUUCUAGAGAUCGUAUCAUGGGCCCUGAUGGAUGGAUUACAUUAUUUAGAACUGACGUAGAUCUGACAUUGUUGUUUUUGAAGAACAUAGAAUCAAUAUCUGUCUAUGAGCGCAAUGGACAGAAUGCAAAAUCAAUCCUACUUUACAGUGCAUCAAUAGUUAAGCCCAUAAUUGAUCGUGUACGAACCCAAAAAUCUGCAUUUCUAGAUCUUGUGAAAACUAAGAAAGUAGCUGACCCUAUCUCUAUUGAUAUGGAAAUAAAACUUGAGGACCAGAUUAAAGAAGAAGUCAAACGUUGGGUGGUGGUUCACCAGAUACCAAGUUCAGUAUUGUCAAAGGAACUCUCAUGCCUUGCUGAUGAUGAGGAAAUUCGUUUGCUUCCCUGGGUUGGUGCAGCUAUGCAAAUAAGCAACAGUAUGAGUGAAUAUGGUGGGAGGAUAUUCUGCUUUUUACCACUUCCACCAAGCCAGACUACAGGUCUCCCAGUUCACAUACAUGGAUAUUUUGGACUUGGAGAUAACAGACGAAGUAUAAAAUGGCCAGAUAUGGAAUCACAACAAGACAAAACGGCCAGGUGGAAUCAACUAUUGACAUCAGAAGCUAUACCUGAAGUGUAUGUGAAGCUAAUAACAUCUUUAAUACACGAGUAUAAACUGGAGCCAAAGUGUGUGUAUGCAGCAUGGCCAGAUCCUUGUAAAAUAACUUCAGACAACUGGAAAUGGCUGCUGGAGAAAUUGUUGAAGCUAUUACUGGAAAAUGAUGUUUUCUAUACUGAAGCAAACUCUGGCACUUGGAUUGGUUUGAAGACAGCUAUUUUUAAUACUUCCCAAAAUAGUGUCUCUAGCAUAGUCAACCAAGACGUUGUAAAGUUGUUGCUAGAUCAUGGUCAACCUAUUGUGAAUCUUCCAAUGCAUAUCCUGGAGUGGUUGAAAGUAUCAAAUGCUGCUCUGAAUAUACUCAUGCCAGCUAGUGUCAGAAGAUUUUUAAAGUCAAUAUGGCAUCAAAAUUUAGAACGACGCACCAAACUGAAUAUACUGGAAUAUAUUCUAACUGAUGCACAGUACAAUGAUCUUAAUGGUCUUCAUCUGCUACCAUUGGCCAAUGGGACAUUUACGUCAUUUAGCAGUGUAGGUGACUCUAAAAAAGUUUUCAUUGCUACUCAAAGUUGCCCUCAGUAUUUACUACCUAAUAUGGACAACAGAUUUCUGGAUGGAAGUUUGCCACACCUCCUAAAAUCAAAAUUGGAGGAUGCCUCUAAGUAUACACAACUAAGUGUUCUGAAUCCAGAUAUUGUCGCCCAGAACCUGCGAUCGGCUCUACCCUCUAAGUGGACUGCAGGUCUUGAAAGUACAAUAAUGUGGAGUCAAGUUCGAUCUGACCAAUAUCCUCCACCUGAAUGGUUGUCUCAAUUUUGGAACUGGUUUAUAUGCCAGAAACAGCUUUCUAUAACAGUUCUAGAAAGUUUGCCAUUAAUUCCAUUGAAGAACUGUAGCUCUACUAUUGAGUUACUCAAACUGAAAUCAGGUCCAAAGGCAAUAUUUCGUGGAACACUCCCAGAAGACAUAGUCAGAGUUGUGGAGAUGUGUAGUGGUUUUGUCAUCCAUGAACAACCAUAUCUGCAACGUUUACCACUCAAGAAAUAUAUUGCUUCAUCUGAUGCUGAUGGUGUAUUGACAGUUUUUGAAAACAUUGGUAUUGGAGUAGUUCAACAGAAACUGAAGAGCAACCCUGUUUUGGCAAAUUCUCUGUGCACAUUUUUGGCCCAACAAAACGGGUAUGUCUGCGAUAAACACAGACACACUCUGAAGCAACUACCUAUUUUUGGAACAAUAAUGGGCUCUACCUGCAUUUCUGUAAACGAGUGUGCUUUAAUAGCACCCAGUGAAUAUAACGAUAUUCCGUGUAACAAGAUCAAGAAGCAGACUCUUACAGGUGGUGACAUAAAUACUCUUAACCUAGCAAAGGCUCUUGGGGCAAAGCAAUUAAGAUUUGAUGAAUAUCUGGAAAAUUAUAUUCUUUGUGAAGUUGAGAACCAGUAUUUUUCUUACCAGGAAGUCACACAGAUAAUGGAGUGGGUUCUAAAUUGUCCCCAGUAUGAUUAUAUUGUGAAGAAAUAUAGAUGUAUUCAGAGUCGUGGUGGACAAUUGUCCAAACCAUGUGAAAUCAUUGAUCCUGACAACUCUCUACUGAAAGUGCUUCUUGGAGAAUCAGGACUGCCGGUUGACACUUACAUUCAACCCAAACUCAUUAAACUCAUAAGAAGAGUUGGUCUUAUGGAAGAAUCAAAUGUGAGUCCUGAUAUAAUAUACAGCAUAGCAAAGAACCUUGACUGUCAGAGACGCAAGUGUACACCAGAUACGAUGCAGAAAGCACAUUGUUUGCUGAAGUAUGUGAAUAAAUAUUCUAACAAGCUAAAUACAUACACAAAUGACAGAGGCAAUAUAAAGCUACUUUUAGACCGAUUGAAGUCUUUAGCCUGGCUUCCAUGUGAGGUUAACAGACCAAAAGACUACCCAAGUUUUAUUCCAUGGUUUGGUGAUGAUGAUGUACAACACAGCCGUUGCCUCUUCACCCCUAGAGAAAUUACCUCGCAUGACCACUAUAAAAAAAUUGGUGGUGUCAUGCCAAUUAUACCAGUACAACAUCAGAAUCAUUCCCUGUUUCAUGCAUUUCAAUGGCAGACACUGGAUGGUAUGAAGUCGUACGACCAUGUGCAGAAAGUGGUAAUGCAGAUGAAGCUCAUAGUUGAUUCAGCAGAGGAAGUCGUGCAAAAUAUGCUAAAACCCUUGGAAGAUAUGAUUUUUGAAAUUUAUAGCUUUUUGUCCAAGUCCAACAUUGAGUGGGUGAGACACUGGAUAAAUGUCAAUGGAGGCAAUACACUGAAAUGGAUCUGGCAUGGAAGAGGCUUCACAAGUGCAAAUAAUGUAGCUUUUGCUUCAAACUUGCAUAUCAAUCUUCAACCUUACCUUUUUACAUUGCCACUGACAUUAGCUGAAGAACAUUCUCAGUUGUUCAAGGAAAUGCACAUUUCAAAAGAGUUUAAUCCAAGGGCACUCACUGAUGUGUUGCAUAGGAUUAAAAAGAAACAUUGCGGGACAAUUUCUUCUAAAGAUGUAGAAACUGACUUGAAACUCUCAUGCGAAAUAAUACAUCUACUGUGCAAAGAUAGUAUCUUGAAAGACGAUAUUCAGAAAUCAAUUCUUGUACCAGCAAAGAUGCAUGAUACAUCCAAGUUGCAGUUGGUUGAAGUGAACCUAUGUCUUUACCGUGACAGAGAGUUCCUUCCUGAUGAUCUGACAGACAACUCAUUUUACAUUGUACAUGAUGACAUACCUAAUGUAACGGCUCGUAAAUUAGGUUUGCAGCCCUUGAGUAACCAUGUUGCUCCAACUGAUAAUCUUGGAUAUGAUCUGGCUGGUCCUCAUGAAAGUGUCAUAAAUGCCAUAAAGAGGAAUUUAGAAAUGUACAAAGAAGGUGUUGACAUCUUCAAGGAACUCAUUCAAAAUGCUGAUGAUGCUGAUGCUACUGAAAUUAGAUUUCUUAUAGACCAGAGACAAAAUGUGGAUCUGCAGUUGAAGCUCCUAGAUCCUGGUAUGAAACACUGCCAUGGGCCUGCACUUUGGUCAUACAAUGAUGCCAUGUUCUCAAGUGAAGACAUAAAAAACAUUUGUGAUAUAGCUGCUGCAUCAAAGAAGGACAAACUUGACAAGAUAGGACGUUUUGGUCUUGGAUUUACUUCAGUGUACCAUGUUACAGACGUUCCUAGUGUUGUCAGUGGGUCUCAUAUUAUGAUCUUUGAUCCCAGGAUGACUCAUUUGAAAUCUCGCAUUCACAACCCUUCCCAGCCUGGCAUUAAGUUGAAUCUGCAAGAAGAAUCUCAUCAACAGACUCUCAGUGUAUGUGUAGACCAGUUUCAACCUUAUCAUGAAAUAUUUGGGUGUAAUAUUUCUGAAGACUUCAAAUUUAAUGGUACCCUUUUUCGACUCCCUCUGAGAAAUCAUUAUCAAGCAAGUGACCAAAUGGAAAAUCGAAUCACAGAUGCAGUAUAUGAUGACAAACAAAAACUUCAGAAGUUGAUUAGCCAGCUUAAAGAAUCAGCUCCAUCCCUUCUCUUGUUCACUCAAAAUGUUAAGAAACUCAGCAUAUGGGAAUUAAAAACUGGGAGCAAAUCGGGUGCAGAAGCUGUAAAAAUGCUAACAAUUGAAGUUAACUUAACCCAACAACUACCAAGACAGAUUGCCAGUGUUUCUAAAUGUCCAGUAAUAGAUCAGCUAAGACAGCAAUCAAAUAUCCUGAACGCCACAUCAAAAUGGGUGAACAGUGGACAUGAUAACCCACCAGAGUCAACAAGCCUAAUAGAAGUUGUAUUUGAAUCCCAGUUAUCAAAAUCAAUGAAGACACGAAGACAGAAAGACAUAUGGCUUGUUAGCUCAUGUGCGAGUAUGGGAGCAGCUUUUAAAGCUGCACAACAAGAUGAUGGCAGGAAACAGGGAGUUCUCCCUUGUGGUGGAGUAGCUGCUCAGUUGAAAACUGGAGUAAAUGGACUUAAUCCUUUACCACUGGAAGGACAACUUUACUCAUUUCUUCCAGUAACAAUCCAGACUGGUUUACCCAUCCACCUAAAUGCACCAUUCGCAUUACAACCAAACAGAAGACACAUAUGGAGCAAAUCCUCAGUUUCUAGGAGAAAUACAGAAUUUGAAGGAGAAUGGAAUUUGUGUCUUUUGAUUGAUGUCCUGGGCAAGGCUUUCAUAAAUCUUUUGACUGACAUGAUUCAACUUCAAAUAAAUGGAACAGUAGGAAGGCACGACUUUCAUACCCUGUGGCCAAACUUAGAAUCAACUGAGAGUGACUUUCAUCCUUUUGUAAGGGCAUUUUAUGAAAGUUUGAGUGGAAAUCAUGCCAGUGGACCACCUCAAGUCAUCUACAAUGAAUCUCAGUGGGUAACUCUUAAUGAAUGUUUAUUUCUUGGAACAGAUUUACAACAAGAAACACAGAUUGUUAAAUAUGCAACGAUUAUCCUAAACGAAUAUUGCAAACCAAAGAGGGUUGUGAAGCUAAAUGAAGCCAUAGAAAAGUGUAUCAAAGAGUUUGGCACUGGACAAGUUAUUCAGGAAAAUGUAUAUGACAUUACUCGUUUCUAUAAGGAUGUAUUCUUCAAAUACACAGAAGAUAUUUCCCUGGAUAUCAAAAACCCUCUGCUACUGUAUUUAUUGGACAUUCGUAUUGGUUCCCAGAAAGAUGUUCGUUUUGAUAAGUACUUGAAGGAAAUUCCGUGUUUCCCUGUCACUCCUGAUGGUUACAUUGUUGAUGUUCCACAUAAUCUAGUGCAUCCAGAAUCAUUAGUAGGCAAUCUGUUUGAUGAUUCGGAUGGUAGAUUUCCUUAUGGUGAUGGCUUUCUAUCCAAGGAAAGAUUGCUUUCACUCAUUGACCUUGGGAUGGCUACAGAUGAACUAUCAUGGGAAGAUUUGCUUGGUAGAGCCCAAUCUGUGAUGGAGGUAUGUCAAACACACGGGUUUAAAGCUGCGGUUUUACGUACCAAGGUCAUAUUAAAAGUGAUGAAUAAUUUGCUGAAACAAGGGAAAAGUCCAAGUUUGUAUGAUGUCAAGAGAUUAACUAGAACCUCAUUUCUCCCAGUGUUGAAGAAACCAGAUGACUAUCCUUGUGAUUGGAUGGGAGAAGAGAAUUUUGCUGAUGGGGCUAGCUUGUUUAGCAAGGGAUGUGUGUACCACCUCGGCUCUGUUGCACAAAUACUUGAUGACAGUUGUAUAGACAGUAGUGGUGACUUAAGUCAAGAAAUAAUGAAAAUCCUUGGAGUGAAGAACAGUGCACCUAUUGACAAUGUUCUUUUACAGCUGCAACAUGUAUUAAAGUAUCCAAAGGCCAAGAAAACGAUGAUAAUGUGUUCUGAGAUAUAUCAGUACUUACAACAAGUGUUAUGUGAAGAGGUGACAACUAACAGUGGCAAUACUUCAAUACAGAUUAGAGCUGGUCAUGAGAAAAACAUAGAGGAACUUCAAAGCUUGAAAGUUUUCUUUGUUGAUGACAUGUUUGUUGGUGCAAAUCAGUUAGCAUUCAAAUGGACAGAGGUAGCAGCACCUUACUUGUAUAAGGUCCCAAAAAAUCUUAUGAAGUGCAAAAAGCUUCUACAAGUGUGUGGUGUUAGAGAAUCGUUUGACAAUGAUGAUUAUUUAGAUGUAUUGACAAAGCUGAAAGAAAGGCAUGGAAAUGGUUCGCUUCCUGAACAGGAUCUGCGACUUGCUUUAAUAAUGCUGAACACACUUGACUCAUCAGAUGACUUUUAUGAGAUUACAAAUUUGUAUGCUCCGGACACAGAAACAAUUUUAAGAAAUGUCAAGGAUUUGACAUUUGAUGAUGCACCAUGGUUAAUUAACAAAGCACAGUUUAUUUAUGCUCACCAUGCAAUCAACUGGAAGCAGGCUGACAAGUUUGGUAUUAUUGCAGCAAGAAAGAAGAGAUCUAAUGAGUUCUCCUUACCACUUGGAUGUGCACAACGAUUUGAUACAGAUGUCCGCAAUAUGAUGGAUAGAUUUAAAGAUGAAGCAUGUAAAUGUCUUUUAUUUCUCACCAAUGUAGAAGUUAUAACACUCUCAGAAAUACUGAAGACUGGUGAAAUAAAACAAUUGUACAAGGCUGAAGCAAAGUUAUUUGGUGACAGCAAACUCAGAAGAGAAGACAUUGCUACACAUAUGUUGAAUCAUAAGAAAAUGAAUGUCACAGAUAUUCCACUAAAGCUGGUGGACUACAAUUUACAGAUAUGUGACUCCAGGAAUAAAAAUGAAGAGUGGCUUGUAGUGCAACAAUUCGGAUUCCAUAACAGUCCUGAUAUUGAUUUGGCAGGUGAAGAAGAGCUUGGUAAACUACUUCCACGUGUUGGGGUAGCUGCCUUGGUGGAAGACUGCAAGGCGGCUCAAAAAUAUAACUCAUUCUCUCCUUCCUUUGUAAAAUCUGAGCUGAAAAGGUCCUUCAAUGCAUAUUGCUUUCUACCACUACCAAUAACAACUGAUUUACCUGUGCAUGUCAAUGGUCACUUUGCUCUUGACAGAUCUCGUCGGUACAUAUGGAGUGAUAUUGGAACACACCAGACUGUCAGAAGCAUUUGGAAUAAGCUAUUAAUUGAACACGCGCUUGCCCCUGCUUAUGCUAAUUUGAUAAUGCUUGCAGGCCAAAGGUAUGUUACUGCGACUGUACAAGACAAGUUAGAAUGGUAUCACAACCUGUUCCCAUCAUAUUCAUCAGAAAAUAAAACUGCGGCUGGUGUAUCCUGGGCUAGUAAGGGAAUAUGGAGGCAUCUCUCUGCCAAGACGUUACAAGUAAUGUCCACUGAUGCAAUGCAUGUGUUACCUUUAGUGAGACAAAGAGGCAGUCAUAUGGAACUGACUUGGCAUGAACCACUAAAUGAAGAUGAUCAAGUAUAUUUUAACUGCUUUGAAAAACAUGAAGAUUUAGAAACAUUUCUUUUGAAUGCUGGUAUGAAGCUUAUCACCUCAACAAUAAAGAUAUAUAACUCAUUCCACUAUGCUGAUGUUGCUGUCAAGAAAGUUAAUCCAGUGGAUGUUGUGACAUUCAUGCGCUCUGAUAAAUGUCAUAUUGGCAGUCUGCCUUGCAGCAUAGUAGAUACAACCUACUGUAAUGCAAAUAUCUUCAAGAAAGUAUUACACUACAUCCUAGAUGGGCUUGAACAUCCAAACAGUCUUGAUGGUUUACCGUUGCUCCUCCGGGGAGAUCAUUAUAUUGAUGAGUUUCAUCCACAUAACGCACAUUUUCUCACUUGGUAUGCAGAUCUUCUUCCUGGCCUAAAGGACAAAUUUAUUUCAAACGAAGUUACCAAAAUAUUGGUAGAAUUUGAAAGAAAGAAGAGUGGGGAUUCUGUAACAACUGUUUGGGCAGAUUUUACUCCUCAAGAUCUUUGUCGUUAUAUUGACACUGUGCUUCCAGUUAAAUGGUUUGAUGUUAGACAACAUGUAAAUCUAGAUUCUGAGUCUGAAACUAUUAUGGCAUGGAUGGCAUUACUCUGGCGCUACCUUUGUUCAAGAGAGGACAAAGAUGUCAUUGAGCCAAUUCAACAGUGGCCUAUUAUCCCGACCUCAAAAGGGAUGUUUGUAUCACCAUCCCAAGGGAAGACAGUCCUUAGUCUGAGCAAGUAUGAGGAAAGUCUGAGUUUGCAAAGCAAGGUGAUUGAUUUCCUGAGGAAGGUCGGCUGUCCUGAGGUGAAAUUUGACCUAUUGGAUAAAGACAAGGCCACAUCACUUUCCAAAGUAAAGUUCAUCAAAGCUGCAGAUGGUUCCAUGCAGAGUGCAGACUACUUCUUUCAUGGUCGGAAUGAAGUUUUCAAAAUGAUGGUAGAAAAAAGAAGACUUCUGCCUGAUUCUUUCAUUGCAUAUAAAUGGAGUGACUUCCUCAUUAAAUUGGGAGUAAAUGAUACAGUUACACAAGACCUGUUUUUAGAAUAUGCAAACGAGGUUGCCUCUGAAGCGCUUAGGUUAAGAAGUUGCGAUAUGACAGUGGUACUAGAGAAAUCGCGAACAUUAGCCAGGGAGCUUUCUGUUAAUGAGUCUCUUCAUUAUCCCUCUUUUCUGAAGGAAGUUUCUACAAUUAAAUAUAUCCCACCUGUUCCAAUACGUGGCGAAUUACUUGAAAUAUAUCCACUAGAAAAUGAAUCUGCAAUGUUCAUAUGUCUUAAAGGGAAUGUUUCAUCACGUCAUAUGAAACUUAGUUGGUCCAAUUCAUCGCUUUUGCCUGACUGGGCAAUUCCUAAAAAAAGAUCACACAUUCCAAGAAACAAUGAAGCUAUUAAUCUGCAUGAGUGUCUUGGGAUUCUAGAUAAACCAUCAGUUGAUACAGUCAUAAACCAUUGUCAGAAUGUAUGUCAUCAUUUGGCUGGAAAGAAUUCGGCAGAAAAACAACAUACCAUUCCCAAGAUUCGUAAAUUGUUGGCUAAAGUAUUGGAAGAUGUGUAUGACUUCCUGACAGAUUACCAAAAUAAACCACAUUUGAUGUCCAGACUACAUAACACCCCACUUGUACUUGUAGAUCAACACAAGGUACUGGUGCGUGCUAACCAGCUUGCAUAUAAGUUUGAUCAUUUGGGAGAAGAUGACCUCCAGCCUUACAUGUAUGUACCUCCACGUUCUUUCGGAAAAUAUGAAGGUUUCCUGAAAAGUUUAGGAGCAGAAGAAAGUGCAACAUUCAGACAAUAUUCAGAUGUCUUGUCAAAGAUCCACAGUAAAUGUGAAGAUAGAGUGAUGUUACCAACUGAAAAAGACAGGGCAAUGAAAGCGACCAAGGGUUUAUUUUAUUACUUAUAUGAACACAAGCAAAUGACAUGUGAUGUUUCAAAAUUGUACUUGCCUACUACAAGAGAUCAGUUGAAACUAUCGUCAGAUCUGUUUUAUGGUUCACGCAGUUUACUUUAUCGCAUAGACACUGAUAAGUAUGAAUUUGCAGUACCGUUACGUGAUUGUGAUUGCCAUGCUGACAUGAACAUUGACCUUUUGCCUGAAAAUCUUCGCCCAAAAAACAUCAGUAAAUUUGUUGUAGCGAAAGUGGACCCACAAUGUAAGUGUUGUAUUGCGGGGGAAAGUUGCCCAAUGCUAGAAUAUGUAGAAAAAAGAAUGAAAAGCACUGAAUUUGCGCAAUGCAUCCUUCGACUAGUGCACCAUCAAACCAAGAAAUGUGAUGAAAAUCAGAUUACAAUGAUGAAAGAGAAGAUUCAAAUAUGCUGUAUGACUGACCUGAAGACAAAGUUGUUUAACCAGAAGCAAAAUACCUAUAUUGAAGGGAGUGAGAAAGCGCUAAUGACCUUCUUGGAGGACAAACAGAAGCUUUAUAUCAGCCAUUCUGACACCCCAUUUGAUCUUAAACUAUUUCAACGAGUGGCUGCGGCAGUCAACAAAAUGAUAUCAUAUCAACUUAAGGACCCCAGCAUAAUUCACAUACUUCUAUCAAGCGACAUUGAAAGUUUUCAUGAUCUGUUAACAAAUGAUUUUGAAAUCCCUGAGCUUCAAAACCAGAUUGAAGCAAUCCAAGAGAAUAAGCAUUCACCAGGUAAAAAUGUUCCAAUGGAUAUACACCAUCUUUUAGAUGAUGACCCGAUUAACAUUUUCCGCAAAGGAGAAAUUGUGGCAUUGAGGAGAAGUAUCGAAGUAGAUGAGAAUGACCGAGACAUCUAUGAUUAUAUCUUUGCCAAGAUCACACAAGUAAUUAGCAGUGAUGCCGAAGAUGAAUUAGGACUUUCAACCAAAUACAAAAUUGAUGAUGGCUCUUGUGAUGAAAAAGUUGUUAGUGGUAUUGAUUUGUACAAAUUUUUACGGCCAAAUCCACCCACAGGUCAGGCAGUUGUAUCACAUUCUAAUCAAACCAAUUCAUCAGAUGCUUCUUCACAGGAUAUUAAGCUAGAAGAAGCAAAGGACAUUAUCAAAAAGACUCUGUGUGAAGCUUUUAACAUGCCUAAAGUAGAAUGUGACAAGAUUGUUAGAAGAUUGUAUAAAAGAUGGCAUCCUGACAAAAACCCCAAAAAUCCUGUUUUAGCUACAGCAGCAUUUCAAUAUCUCCGUCAAAAACUAGAAAUAAGGGAAAGUGGUGGCACAACUGGAGAAAGCUAUAGAAGACAGUAUAACAGAUGGGAUGCAGAGGCACGUAAUCAAAGAUCACAGAGUGAACAAUAUCACAGAGAAUAUGGCCGUCAUUAUCGAUCAGGUCGUUUUUCAGAGUCAAACAUUCCACCAUCAUUCAACAGAAGUACCCCUAAGCCAAGAGAAGCAAGGGUUUGGUUCAAGCAAGCUGAGUGUGACCUACAAGCUGCUUUAGUGAAUAUAAAAUCUAUAAAUCCAUCUGCUGAGUGGGUUUGUUUUCAAGUACACCAGGCUGCAGAGAAAGCUUUAAAAGCUGCAAAAUUUGCUACAGAUGGUGACCCAGUGCUCAACUGCACAAAUCUUACAAGUCUAAUGCAUGCAGUGCAGUCUCACCCUGACUGUCCUCCAGAUGUUGAAGAAGAUGUUGCAGAGCUAGUUCAAAAUAGGUGCGACUUCAGUAACACACGUUAUCCACAACGGCUUAUGACACCAAAUGAGAGAUACAACAUUUGUGAAGCUAAGGAUGCAGUGAAAUGUGCACAGAGAUUAUUGGACAAAAUGAAGCAGUUUAUUGGAAUACGACGCUUCUAA